AUUCAACGUACGUAGACCAAGAAAAUAGCGACAUUCUCAAUAUAACAGCUUCAACAGAAUGAUGCCGAUUUCCAUCGUGUACCAAUGCGUUCGACUGCGAAAACAUGGAAAAACAAAUACAGAAGUUGGAUCAAAAAGUUUUGGUAAAACUGCGAACAAAUACCUAAGCCGAGUCUUUUAUGCGUUCGCUUAAUUACUGCACCUGGGAAAAAUACGGCGGGAAUACACUGGAAAAGUUAUAUUACUUUUAACAGUUUGCAAAGGGUUACAAUGAGUCUCUGGGUUGACAAGUAUCGUCCUACAAAUCUGAGUAAGCUCGACUACCACAAAGAGCAGGCAGCACACAUAAAGAAGCUGGUAGCAAGUGGUGACUUCCCUCAUCUCCUGGUCUAUGGACCAAGUGGGGCAGGCAAGAAGACACGAAUCAUGUGUCUCCUGAGGGAGUUGUAUGGGGCAGGAGUAGAGAAACUGAGAAUGGAGCAUCAGAGUUUUGUCACUCCCUCAAAGAAGAAACUUGAGAUAUCAACCAUUGCCAGCAACUAUCACAUUGAAGUCAACCCUAGUGACGUUGGUAUCCAAGAUAGGGUUGUCAUUCAAGAAAUCAUCAAAACAGUGGCCCAGUCAAAUCAGAUUGAUACAAGCCAACAGAAAGAUUUUAAAGUGAUUCUACUGACGGAGACAGACCGCCUUACGAAGGAUGCACAGCAUGCUCUUAGGCGUACUAUGGAGAAGUACAUGGGGACGUGCAGGCUCAUUUUAUGCUGCAACUCUACCAGUAAAGUUAUCCCUGCUAUUAGGAGCAGGUGUCUUGGCAUAAGAGUCCCAGCACCCAAAAUAGAAGAGAUUUCGAAAAUCUUGGUGACCACCUGUAAAAAGGAAGGACUGAAUCUCCCCUCCCAGUUGGCAACAAAAAUAGCAGAAAAAAGCAACAGAAACCUGAGACGUGCUUUAUUAAUGUGUGAGGCUUGUAGAGUCCAACAAUACCCAUUUAGUGCAGACCAGAGUGUGAGUGAACCAGACUGGGAAGUAUAUCUCCGUGAGACGGCAAACAUGAUUGUCCAGCAGCAAAGUCCACAGAGGUUGCUUGAAGUGAGGCAGAGAAUAUAUGAGCUACUGACCCAUUGUAUUCCAGCUGAUAUAAUCAUGAAGGGGCUGUUAAAAGAAGUUGUUGCCAAUUGUGAUGGACAGUUAAAAACAGAAAUAACUCAAGUGGCGGCUUUCUAUGAACAUAGACUUCAAAUGGGACAAAAGGAGAUAUAUCACAUCGAGGCAUUCGUUGCUAAAUUUAUGUCCAUUUACAAGCAUUUCUUGGAUGAAAGUAUGGGAGAAUUUUUCUAAGUUAACUCCUAAUCGUUCAUUUAUGUACUGUGGAACUAAUUUUUAAAAAACAAUGAGGACAUUUUGCAAGGGAGUGAAGUAUUGUAUUUGUUGUUAGGGCUGAAAGACCUGCAGUGUUUACAUAAGUUCAUUGUACUCUUGACAUACGAACUACAUUAUACAAUAAAUAGAUCAAUGUUA
Owenia fusiformis is the source of this 1518-nucleotide messenger RNA. The record is from the annotation of a GenBank genome assembly. NCBI's taxonomy places the organism in Eukaryota, Metazoa, Annelida, Polychaeta, Sabellida, Oweniidae.